Nematolebias whitei (Rio pearlfish) is the source of this 1150-nucleotide messenger RNA. RefSeq names its product GTP cyclohydrolase 1 (gene gch1). Gene Ontology annotation, biological process: tetrahydrobiopterin biosynthetic process; tetrahydrofolate biosynthetic process. The record is from RefSeq and is a predicted model, not a curated record. Gene Ontology annotation, cellular component: cytoplasm. Bases 55 to 840 code for a protein of 261 amino acids. NCBI's taxonomy places the organism in Eukaryota, Metazoa, Chordata, Actinopteri, Cyprinodontiformes, Rivulidae. The transcript has 6 exons. Gene Ontology annotation, molecular function: GTP binding; zinc ion binding; GTP cyclohydrolase I activity.
CCAACAAGACGAACUAGUCAAACUCUCCCGGCAGGAAAGAACAAAGUUCAAGUGAUGGAGCACUCGAAACAGACAAAGUACGGUUCAAACGAGAGGAAAGAUGCCGGGGACGGCGGCUCCGUGCUGAACGGGCACUUUGACGGGCUGGUGAAGCGGCAGCCCGGCGGCAGCGGCGGACAGGUGGCCGCCGCGCCGGCAGCGGAGCCCGGCUCGAAGCGAGCGGCCGCCGCGGUGAUGGAGAGCUGGAAGGAGGAGCGGACAAGGAGCGUGGAGGACAACGAGAUGAGCCUGCCGUCCCUGGCCGCAGCCUACACCACCAUCCUGCGGGGGCUGGGGGAGGACCCCGAGCGGCAGGGACUCCUGAAGACCCCAUGGAGGGCGGCCACGGCCAUGCAGUUCUUCACCAAGGGCUACCAGGAGAAGAUCAUCGACGUGUUGAACGACGCCAUCUUUGAUGAAGACCACGAUGAGAUGGUGAUCGUCAAAGACAUCGACAUGUUCUCCAUGUGUGAACACCACCUGGUCCCCAUCUUCGGCAGGGUCCAUAUUGGUUACCUCCCAAACAAGAGAGUCCUGGGCCUCAGCAAACUGGCCAGGAUUGUUGAGAUCUACAGCCGCCGAUUACAAGUUCAGGAGAGGUUGACCAAACAGAUCGCCGUGGCAAUCACUGAGGCCCUGCAGCCCACCGGGGUUGGGGUUGUCAUUGAGGCGACACACAUGUGCAUGGUGAUGCGAGGCGUCCAGAAGAUGAACAGUAAAACCGUCACCAGCACCAUGCUGGGAGUCUUCAGAGAAGAUCCAAAAACCCGCGACGAGUUCCUGACGCUCAUCAGGAGCUGAGGAGAUGAAGCUUCUCCUCUUCCUCCUGUUGCCUGGGGUUACCUCCACCUGCAUGGACCAGCUGCCAUGCUACCCUUGUGUGUGUGUCUGUGUGUGGGUGUGUUUCCUUCUCACCAAAGGCAGUGAAAGUGUGUUUAUUACGUUGUUUUUUUUAGUGUUUGUGUUGACAUGAUGAAGCGGUGCGUCAGUGAUGGCAGAGCGAGGCCACCAGCUGACAUGUUUACUUUUAGCCAGCAGGAUAGACUUUACCCCCGUUUGGUGCAUGUGAGCGUGAACGCUACUAAAGGAUCAGUCAUUGUCCUCAAAUAAC